Molecule: messenger RNA, 1341 nt
Organism: Impatiens glandulifera
Lineage: Eukaryota; Viridiplantae; Streptophyta; Magnoliopsida; Ericales; Balsaminaceae
Product: UDP-glucosyltransferase 29-like
Exons: 1
Coding region: 1-1341 (446 amino acids)
Molecular function (GO): UDP-glycosyltransferase activity
Source: RefSeq, a predicted model, not a curated record
AUGCUUCCAUGGCUUGCUCACGGGCACUUCUCUCCAUUUUUAGAGCUGGCGAAAAGGCUUGGAAAGAGGGGCCAUGCAGUUAUCUAUCUAUGUUCAACAAAGGUCAUCCUCAACUCUUUUGAGAAAGGAUUAAUAGAAAAUGAAUAUCCCUUCCUCCAUUUCAUAGAAAUUAAACUCCCAUAUCCCCCUGAGCUUCCUCCGCACCACCAUACAACAAACGAACUCCCUCUCCACCUCAACUACACUUUGAUGAAAGCCUUUGACAAUGCAAAUUCCGCAUUUUGUACCAUACUCAAACAAAUCAAGCCAGAUCUAGUUAUCUAUGAUCUUCAUACGCCUUGGGCUCCUGAAGUUGCCGCUUCUCUCUCCAUUCCUGCUAUUAUGUUCCAUACCAGUAGUGUUUCCGCCCUUUGUUAUGGCUUCCACAUGAUGAAACUAAAAGAGGUUAAAUUCCCAUACCCUGAAAUUGAACCUCAAGGCUCAUAUUGGAUGAAGAGAAUUCAGGAGAUGGAGUUUGAAGAAAAUAAAUUUGAAGAAAGGGUGUCCAUCGAGUUCUCAUUCUUAAAAUCUUCUGAAAUAAUCUUGGAAAAGACAUUCAAAGAGGAUAUUGACCAAGGUUACAUCGACUAUGCCUCAUCCCUUGUCGGGAAUAGAGUGAUUUCCAUUGGUCCACUCUUUACAGCUCCUCCAAAAUACGAUGUAACAAGUGACUACGCCGGCAAACAGGUAAUAGAAUGGUUGGAUAAGAAAGAGAAAGGUUCGACAGUUCUAGUGUCGUUCGGGUCCGAGUGCUACCUAUCAAGAGAAGAGAGAGAAGAGAUGGCUUAUGGAUUGGAGCAAAGCAUGGUAAACUUCAUAUGGGUUCUUCGGUUUCCAAUGGAAGAGAACAUUAUUAGUAUUGAGAAAUCAAUCCCAGAAGGUUUUCUUAAACGAGUUGGAGAAAGAGGACUAGUAAUUGAAAAAUGGGUUCCACAAACAAGAAUCUUGGCCCAUGAAAAUACUGGAGGGUUUAUAAGCCAUUGUGGAUGGGGAUCCAUAACAGAGGCAAUUGGAUUUGGGGUACCAGUCAUUGCUAUGCCUAUGCAGUACGACCAACCGAUUAAUGCUAGGGUUGUUGUGAAUGCAGGCGUUGGCGUUGAGGUUAUUAGAAAUGGCGAUGAAGGUUUCAAUAGGGUGGAGAUAGCGAGAGUUAUUAGAGAAGUUUUAUUGAAAGAUGAAGGCAAGGAGAUAAGAAAGAAAGCUAAAGAGAUGAAAGAGAAAAUAAUAAUGCAAGGUGAUGAUCAAGAGAUUGAUGGAGUGGUGAAAGAAUUCAUUAGGAUUUGCAGGAAACAAAACUAUUAA